AUGCAGGAACCCCAACGGCUCUACCCGUCCCUGAAUAGUCUUCAGGGACAACUUGGUGGAUCUAUUGGCCAAAGCUCUGGUGGUCGUUAUUCACCAUCAACCGCCUACAGAAACCGAAUGCAGCCGUUCAACAACUCACUGUUCGGUUCAUUUGAUGAUCCGCUUUUCCAAGCGCGAGCCGCUCAAGUCGCUUUGGCAGACAUGGAUGUCAAGGUGAACAUUGCGAAUCCACUGAUGCGACCACACGAUAUGUUCAGUAAUUACCUAAUGACUUCGACCAACGAUCCGACGAACAUCUAUCACGGACUGCCGGCCGCCUCAGAAGGCUUCGACCCAUCCGUGCUGGUAUCCACCUCAUCGGAACAGGAACAGAUGACCCCGUUACAGCAGGUGAUGGCCAUGCAAAAUUACGGUGCCUCUUCCCACUUCCCUCAAUAUCCGAUGGCGUCAACAUUUCCAUCCGCGAUUCCACCGCAAGUUACCCGAUAUCCGCUGGCCGCACCGGCAGCAGAAAUCGACACCGAUCCACGGGAACUGGAACGAUUUGCUGAGCACUUCAAGCAACGGCGUAUAAAGCUCGGCGUUACGCAGGCCGACGUUGGUAAAGCCCUGGCACAUCUGAAGAUGCCCGGAGUAGGAUCGCUUUCACAAUCGACGAUAUGCCGCUUCGAGUCCCUCACCCUCUCCCACAACAACAUGGUCGCCUUGAAACCGAUCCUCCAUAGCUGGUUAGAGAAGGCCGAAGAAGCUGUAAAGCAAAAAGACGGUUGCGGUGAUAUCUCAGGGAUUUUGCCGAAUACGGACAAGAAGCGAAAGCGAACCAGCAUAGCAGCACCUGAGAAACGCCUUCUGGAAGACUAUUUCAGACAACAACCGCGACCAUCCGGUGAACGAAUUGCUGCCAUUGCGGACAAGCUCGAUUUGAAGAAAAACGUGGUCCGAGUGUGGUUCUGUAACCAACGACAAAAACAAAAAAGUCUUUUCCUAUACGAU
Ostertagia ostertagi is the source of this 993-nucleotide messenger RNA. The record is from the annotation of a GenBank genome assembly. Lineage: Eukaryota; Metazoa; Nematoda; Chromadorea; Rhabditida; Trichostrongylidae.